AUGGAGUGCAUCAGUCCAGGGUGUGUGUGUGUGUGUGUGUGUGGUCCAGGUGCAGGAGGCCAGAGUGCAGAGGAGCGCCUGAUGAGCUGGUUGCUAGGGGAAGAUCGCUACAACAAGCUCAUCCGACCUGCAGCCAAUCACAGCGAGCGGGUGACCGUCAGCCUGCAGGUGUCUCUGGCACAGCUCAUCAGCGUGAAUGAAAGAGAACAGAUCAUGGUGACCAAUGUCUGGCUUACACAGAGCUGGCAGGACUUCAGACUGGUGUGGGACGCCUCUAAGUACGAAGGGAUCACCAAGCUGAGAGUUCCCUCAAAGCACUUAUGGCUUCCAGAUAUUGUCCUGUACAACAACGCUGACGGGGAGUAUGAGGUGACGGUGUACACCAACGCCAUCGUGUUCGCCAGCGGCCUGGUGUACUGGCUGCCUCCUGCCAUCUAUAAAAGCGCCUGCAGGAUCGAGGUCAAGCACUUCCCCUUCGACCGCCAGAACUGCACCCUCAAGUUCCGCUCCUGGACCUACGACCACACGGAGCUGGACCUGGUGCUCCGCACCAAGAUGGCCACCAUGGACGACUUCACGCCCAGCGGAGAGUGGGACAUCCUGGCGUUGCCGGGGAGACGCACGGUGCACCCCUCGGACCCCACCUACGUGGACAUCACCUACGACUUCCUGAUCCAGAGGAAGCCGCUGUUCUACACCAUCAACCUGAUCAUCCCGUGCGUGCUCAUCACGGCGCUCGCCAUCCUGGUGUUCUACCUGCCGUCGGACAGCGCCGAGAAGAUCACGCUCUGCAUCUCCGUGCUGCUGGCGCUCACCGUCUUCCUGCUGCUCAUCUCCAAGAUCGUGCCGCCCACCUCGCUGGACGUGCCGCUCAUCGGGAAGUAUCUGACCUUCACCCUGGUGCUGGUGACCUUCUCCAUCGUCACCAGCGUGUGUGUGCUGAACCUGCACCACCGCGCCCCCAGCACACACACCAUGCCCCGCUGGGUCCAGCAGGUGUUCCUGGUCAGCCUCCCCGCUCUGCUCUUCAUGAGGCGUCCCCAGAACCAGUCCGCUCAGCAGCGGCUCCGCAGGUGUCGGGCCCGAGGGCAGCAGGGGCAACAGGGGCAUCAGGGGCAUCAGCCCGCCGCAGGGCCCAGGAUGGAGGAGGACUCGUGGGACUCGGCGAGCGCCACCACCGCCUCCACCUCGUCCUUCGACUCGCGCGGAUCCAGCUCUGAGGUGGACGCUCCGUCGGACCCUGCUUACGGGUUUAAACACGACGACGCGCAGAGAUCCUCAGGGCUGUUGGGAGAACAGCGAGGAGAAGCGGAGCAGAACCCUGCCGUGGAGAGAGCCCUGCAUGGCCUGGAGUUCAUCUCUCAGCGCCUGGUGGGGGAGGAGGAGGACCAGAUGGUCAUCGAGGACUGGAAGUUUGUGGCCAUGGUGGUGGACCGGCUCUUCCUGUGGGUCUUUGUGAUUGUGUGUGUGGCUGGAACCCUGGGCUUGUUCCUGCGUCCUGCUCUCUCUCAGCAGGACGCCAUCCCCCUCAGCUGA
Molecule: messenger RNA, 1536 nt
Organism: Sardina pilchardus (European sardine)
Lineage: Eukaryota; Metazoa; Chordata; Actinopteri; Clupeiformes; Clupeidae
Product: neuronal acetylcholine receptor subunit beta-4-like
Exons: 7
Coding region: 1-1536 (511 amino acids)
Biological process (GO): chemical synaptic transmission; signal transduction; nervous system process
Cellular component (GO): plasma membrane; postsynaptic membrane; synapse
Molecular function (GO): acetylcholine-gated monoatomic cation-selective channel activity; transmembrane signaling receptor activity
Source: RefSeq, a predicted model, not a curated record